AAAAAACCUGGCUGCACUCCCCCUUUCUCUCAUUUCCCCCGCAGAUCUCCUCGCCACCGUCUCAAUUCAAUAGGGUUUAAGAAUUUGGCCUUGGAAGAAUACCAAUGGCUUAUAUGCGUAGUCUCUCUACAAGAGCGACCCUUAUAGCUCGAAGAUGCCACCCAUCUUUUGGUUAUGUUCUCCAUGACGAUGAUCGAAAACAUAGCUCAACUGAUGAAGAUUUGUCGUCCCAAAGGGUCGAUAAUUUUCUUCAGAGGAGGUCAUUCGGAAGUAGCAGCUUCAACAAGUCAGCUGGGUUUGGGGCCCUUUUCCCUGAUAGAGGAUGUUCUCACAUGUUUCUUCCACUGAGCACCGGGCCCUCUUUCUCCAGGUAUAUGUCAACUACAGUUGGUGAAGGGUCGGACAAAAUUGAAAUAAUGAGUGAUGUUGCUGGGGUUCUCACGGAUACAACUGUGCAAGCAAUAGCUUCCCAGGCCGCUGCAGUGAAUGAGGUUGCCAUUGCUGCUGCCGAUUCUUACUUGCCUGUCAAGGCGUUGCAGUACUUUAUUGAUGGUGUGCAUUCUUUUACCGGCUUGAACUGGUGGGCUUCCAUAGCUUUAACGACUCUUUUGAUUCGAGGAGCAACAGCUCCGCUUUUGAUAAAUCAACUUAAAGCUACCACAAAACUCACUCUCAUGAGACCGCGCUUGGAGGAGUUAAAACAGCAGAUGCAAGAUAAGGGUAUGGACCCCGCGGCUGUGGCUGAUGGUCAAAGAAAAAUGCAGAAUCUGUUUAAGGAAUAUGGUGUGAGUCCAUUUACUCCAUUGAAGGGACUCUUUAUACAAGGUCCUAUCUUCGUCAGUUUUUUCCUCGCAAUUUCAAAUAUGGCAGAAAAAGUGCCAUCGUUCAAAGUUGGUGGAGCCUACUGGUUUGUUGAUCUCACAACUCCAGAUACUUUAUACAUUUUACCAGUCUUGACAGCACUGUCAUUCUUAGUAACCGUGGAGUGCAACAUGCAAGAGGGUAUGGAAGGAAAUCCUGUUGCUAGCACCAUGAAAAACGUUUCAAGGGGUCUUGCUGUUCUUACAGUUCCAUUUACCAUGAAUUUCCCGAAGGCUAUAUUUUGCUACUGGAUUACUUCCAACUUGUUUUCGCUAAUAUAUGGGCUGGUGCUUAAAUGUCGUGGGGUAAAGAAGUUCUUGGGUGUUCCUGAAAUACCUGUGGCGCAGCCUACUAGUGCCCCACAACCUGCCUUCUCUGCAUUUUCAGCACUCAAACUUCCUACAAUGGUCAAACAGGAACCUACUGCAGUACCUUCUGAAUCAGUGAAGCUUCCUACUGCAGUACCUUCUGAAUCAGUGAAGCUUCCAGACCGAAGAAUAUCUCCAUCUUCAAAUAUCAGUCAAAGGCUUAGAAGUUUAGAGAAACAAGUAAAGGGAAGAAAGAAAAACAAGAAGAGGUAAGGGGAAAAAAAGUUCUUAGAAUUCAAACAACCAAGAUUGUAACUUAUUAGGUUUGAUGCUGUUAUAUUCUUUGAAAUGGUGUCUCAAUUAUUUUGUUGGGAUAAGGUUUAAUACCUGAGAGACCAAUGAGCUUUAGCUCAAACAGUACUUCCUCCCUUUGUAGCAAGAUGGAGGGUGAGAUCUUGGGGUUCAAGUCUCACUGGGUGUGUGUCUAACUUACCAAUAAAGAAAAGGGUUAGAGAGAGAGAGAGAGAGAGAGAGAAAAGGAGAGAGCCAUAUGAUGAGAGGGUAUUAAUACAUUAGAUUCAACUAUGAGUCUUUGUAAGUUUGCUACAUGAGUUGAAAGUUUUGUAUCUGUUCUCUGCAUGAAUUGACGAUUCCUUCAAAAGCUCACAUUGUUUAGUAGAAAAAAAAAACAUCAAUUUCUGUCUAUUCUGAAUGUCAUUUCAUC
Molecule: messenger RNA, 1893 nt
Organism: Corylus avellana
Lineage: Eukaryota; Viridiplantae; Streptophyta; Magnoliopsida; Fagales; Betulaceae
Gene: OXA1
Product: inner membrane OXA1-like protein
Biological process (GO): protein insertion into mitochondrial inner membrane from matrix
Cellular component (GO): mitochondrial inner membrane
Molecular function (GO): membrane insertase activity
Source: RefSeq, a predicted model, not a curated record